Messenger RNA from Fusarium venenatum, 1245 nucleotides. RefSeq lists its product as uncharacterized. Gene Ontology annotation, molecular function: glycosyltransferase activity. Gene Ontology annotation, biological process: GPI anchor biosynthetic process. The record is from RefSeq and is a predicted model, not a curated record. NCBI's taxonomy places the organism in Eukaryota, Fungi, Ascomycota, Sordariomycetes, Hypocreales, Nectriaceae. Gene Ontology annotation, cellular component: Golgi membrane.
AUGUAUAGCUUGCUGUACAAAACAACCGCCUGUGUAGCUUUUCUGCUCUGCCUGGUCUGGUACGGCCAGUCUCACUUCUACCGCGAUCCCGGUAGCGUCUUCUUCGACAAGACACGGGCGUACGAGGCCAGUUACUCAACGAUCCGUACAGCCGAAGCCGAACAGACGAUCGGGUCACUUUCCGCCGAAGGGAGUCCUUAUUCCAAGAACGUAUUGUCGAGAAACAAGACACUUUGUCUGGCGCUGAACUCGGUUGCACGGCAGACACAAUAUCUUCCAAUCACAAUAGGGAGCAUCCUUCACGGUCUCUCCGAACAAGAACGUCAAGACAUCGAUAUAUCCGUCCUCAUUGCCGAGACUGACCCGACGCGACAUCCUAACUGGCACGAACUAUGGCUCAAACGAGCAGUCGACCAAGUCUACACCUACAACAAUGAUACCACGAGCAUCGAAUACCUCUCCGAAUUGGAAAAGACCCAAAACUAUCGUGAAAAGGGCGUGUUCGACUAUACCCUUGCUCUCGAACGGUGCUAUGACACAGGCGCUUCGUAUGUAGCUGUGUUCGAGGACGAUAUCCUGCUGGCACGAGGAUGGUUUAUGCGGACUUUGCAAGGCCUAGCAGACAUCGCUAGUAUAGAUUCGGAGCAACACUGGUUAUUUAUGCGAUUGUUCAACCAGGAGAGGUCCAUAGGGUGGGCCUCCCACGAAAUUGGCGGGAACAAUGAGUUCUGGAUUAUUUUCGGUAUCGGUUUAGGAAUCUUGGCCCCCGCAGUAUUCGCACGACGUCGUUGGAGGGCAACUCAGAAGUAUCUCGACCGAGAGAUACUAUUCGUCGUCGUUUUCAUCUUGGCCCCAGGUAUAGUGAUACUAGUGUAUCAAUCUGGUAAAGCGAGUUUGUUUCCACCGUCACCAGGAGUCUUCAACGAGCCUUUUGGAUGUUGCUCGCAGGCUAUGAUCUUCCCACGCCGUCAGGUGCCUCUGAUGAUAUCUGAGCUUCAAAAAAGGCAGAGAGGGCAGGUGGACUUGAUACUGGACGACAUUGCCAUUGGAAAUAAGCUGGAUAGAUAUGCUCUGUACCCAGUUCAAGCGCAGCAUAUUGGUAUCGAUUCAGCGAGAAAGACGACAAAGGAUGAGGCGCAAGCCAUAUGGAGCAUGGCGUUUGAAGAUUUGGACUCUAAAUCCUUGAAGACAGAACACGAGAGAAUGGUCAAAACGUACCAGGAAUUUUGGGAAAAGAUAAGCUAA